Messenger RNA from Leptopilina boulardi, 2654 nucleotides. Its product is annotated as armadillo repeat-containing protein 3. NCBI's taxonomy places the organism in Eukaryota, Metazoa, Arthropoda, Insecta, Hymenoptera, Figitidae. Bases 78 to 2654 code for a protein of 858 amino acids. The transcript is spliced from 15 exons. The record is from RefSeq and is a predicted model, not a curated record.
GUUUUUUGUUUAUAUAUAAAAUCCAGGUGAUUGACAUUAUUUUACAAUAUUAUUUUUUCUGACAAAACAAUUUCAAAAUGGUAAAGAAAUCCUCAGAAAAACGUAUUUCUAAUGGCAAAGAAAAUCGUGAAAAAGAAGUAAAUGAAAAUGAAAAUUUUGAACCCCUGAAAUUAGAAAUAACACAACCGGACACAGCGAUUUUACUUUUAAAAUGUAAAGAAAAAUCAAUUCUUGCAGCUGCCGUUUCAGCUUUAUCGACUUUUGCCGAAAAAUCCCCAGGAAAUCGUGAUGUUCUUUUUAAUCUUGAAAUUAUUGAAGAAAUUAUUCCUUUACUAAAUCAUGAAGAUAUUUUUUCUCAAAGAUUUGCUGCAAAACUUCUGUCACAAAUGGCAACGAUUUCUUGUGUGAGAAAUUAUCUCCUGAAGGACGAUAUCAAUUUACAGUUUAUAAAAGUGCAGUCAAUAAUUUUUUCUGAUGGAUUUUCUUUGCAACCAAUUUACAAAUUAUUGCAAAUACCAGAUUUAAUUGUCAAAAAAUCAGUUUGUAACUUAAUUGAAAAUUUAGUUACAAAAUGUAAAGAUGAAAAAGUUCAAGAAAUAUUUAGAAAAUCCGGAGGUUUGCAAGAAGUAUUAAAUAUUCUGAAUUCGGAAUCAAAUCUUCAAUCUGAUGUUUUGAGAAUUUUAUCAUAUGCUUGUAAUAAUUUGAAAACUAUCGAUUUGCUGAUUAGUGAAGGAGAAAUGCAAAAAUUGUUUAUACAUUUGGAACAAUCAAAUAAAAAAGUUCCCGUCGAUAUAUUGAGAGUUAUUGUAAAACUUGCAGAUACAAUUUCUGGGAAAAAGGCGUUAUUCUCUCACGAUUUUGUUAAUUAUUUAUUACAAAUUUUACGAGACACUAUACAUCCUGAUAUUUGUGGUUUAAUUUGCUUUGGAAUUGCAAAAAUGGCACAAUAUGGACCGGCUGCUGUAGUAUUAACACAAGAGAAUCCAAUUAACAAUUUAUUGAAUUUUCUAAAAAAUGAGAAUUUAGAUUGGUUAACAAGACAAUCGGCUGCAUUUGCAUUGAAGGAAUUAAUGCAAUGUGAUUUUGAAAAUUGUCAACAUUUUUUAGAUGUUCAUGGACCGACCCAUCUUUAUUGGCUGAUUAAACAAACGGAAAAAAUGGUUCAGGAAACGCAAAUUACAGUGAUUCAAAUUUUAAAAUCAAUUGCAAAAUAUCAAAAAUUCAGAGAAACUUUAAUCAGUAUUGAACUUAUGGAAGCUCUAUGUACACCGUUUAAUUCGAAAAUUGAAAAUGAUUUAGUAAAAAUUGCAAGCUGUGAUACUUUGUCAAUAUUUUGUAUAGAAGAAAUUGGAAGAAGAAUUUUUUCCAAUGUCAAUGGAAUUAUGAAUCUCUAUCCUUUAAUUUUAGAGACACAGUCAAUACCAGUGAGAGAUUCUGCAGUAAAAUUUGUCCAACAAUUGAGUUCUGAUUCAAUUCUUGUUGAAUUAUUUAUUAAGGCGGAAUAUUUGUUAUAUAUGCUGCAACAUCGAACUGCUGCAAAAAUAAUUCCCACUUGGGAGAGUUGUAUAGAAUCUUUGAUGAACGGACAUUUACCAAUUAAAUUUGCUUACACCGGAAGACUGUCUAUGCAUGAUAUUACUCAAGAUGGAUUUUACGUUCUUCGUCGCAAUACUUGUCCAUUUCCUAUUUUGGAAGAUUUCUUCAGUUUGAAAGCAUGUCCCUUAGAAUCGAUUUAUGUAAUAAAUUUUAGUCAGCCAAUACAAAUAGAAUCUGAAUCUUACGAAAAAAAUGCAGUUAAAGGUAAAUCAACAAAAGAGGCAAAAGAAAAAUCAACAAAUUUUAACAGUCCUGAAACGUCUCGCUCAUCAGUAGGAACAUUAAUUCCAUUAGAUGACCUUAAAUCUGAAGCCUCAGAGCAAUUAAAACGAGAAAGCACUUGCAGAGGGAUUAAAUUAUCCACUGUAACAUUAAAUGCCUGGCUCGAAUUGAAAUUUGGUAAAUUACAAACGGAUCCUUUUCUUUAUGAAUACUUAGAACUAUUUAAAUGUAAACUUCAAGCUGUUGAAUCUUGCAAAAGCGUUAAUCAGGUCGAUCUCGUGGACAUUAGUUUAAUAGCAUCGAGAGCAAAAUUACUCGCAGAAUUUGUGGAUCGACAAAUGUCAGGUCCUGCACCGAUAAAAAAUGGAUGUAUCGAUCAUCAAUUGGAUUUGCAUUUGUGUGAAAUUAAAUGCGACAUAAAAACAAGUGUAAUUCCCUUAGGUCAACUUCGACUAGGAUCAUAUUUAGAGAGAUCUUUACUUUUUAAAGUUUUGUCAGAUAGAAUUGGUUUACCGGUGGCUCUUAUUCGCGGAGAAUAUGGAAAAACUUGGAUUCCAAGUGAAGCGAAAAAAGAAGAAGAAACAUCGACUACAAAAUACGAAAUAGAAAAAAGUUCUAAAAUAUCAAAGAUGUUAAGUCAUUCACAUUUAUUGAUGAAGAAAACUUCAUUUUCAAGAUUCAAUCAAAGAAAUACUAUUUUUCCUACUAAACUUCUUCGGACAAAUUAUAUUGUCGAUUUAAUGAACGUCCCUGGUGAUCUCAUUCCAAUUUUUAGCAAAAGAGCAAUGGAAUAUUGUGAGAAACAAUGGAAAGUCACUGCAUCAUGUUGCAAAUAG